Messenger RNA from Spirodela intermedia, 3589 nucleotides. NCBI's taxonomy places the organism in Eukaryota, Viridiplantae, Streptophyta, Magnoliopsida, Alismatales, Araceae. The record is from the annotation of a GenBank genome assembly.
AUGGGAGUCGAGAUCUUGAAAGAUGAUUUCACUUCCCAGCCUGUGGAGGAUACAGCUGACCAGAACAAGACAGGGAAACUGGAUCAGCCAUGUGAACUUGAGAAAACCGUAAAUUUUGAUUUGGUAGAUAGCACACAGGAGACAGUUGGAGUAGCAAUAGCAGACACAAAUGAUUCUAGAAAUGACAACCUCCCUAAAGAUGCUGUUGACGAGUGGCCUGCACCACAGAAAAUUCAUACUUUUUAUUUUGUCAAGUACCAGUCCCAUGAAGACCCAAAGCUCAAAGCAAGACUUGAACAAGUUGACAAGGAGAUCCAGAAGCGGAAUAAAGACCGAUUCCUGAUAACUGAAGCAUUAAAGAAGAAAAGGGUAUGCCUUGCUAUUGUUCAUUUUUCAAAUCUAUUUAUUUUCCUGCUGUUAUUGCCCUUGAACUAACAUCUGGGAGAACCGAACCCCUUGUUCUUCCCUUCACUAUGUUUAAUGAUAAAGUGUUCUGGCCGCUGUUCUACUUAGAGCUGAUGAUUGGAAUUAUAAGCCACUGAGCUCUUCCUGUAAUACACUGACCUCAUAAAUUCUUCCUUGCAGGCGGAGAGAUCACAAGUGAUAUCACAAUUGAAGCCAUUGACUGUUGAGGACAGGCAGUUUCGUACGGUUAUUGAUGGAAAGAGGAAGGAAAUGGAACCUCUUCAAGUUGCUCUGGGCAAGUUACGUAAUGCAAAUAAUGCAGAGAGAGGCAUGGGUAUAUGCUCUUCAGAGGAAGAACUGGACGUUCUGGUGAGUUAAAUUUUCUUAGGUUUAUGCGACAUAUUUAACUAUUUGUAAAUCAAGUGCUUACUAAUUUCGCUUUUAUGGUGAUAAAACAGAUAAAAAGCUUGCAUUAUCGCAUUCAACAUGAGAGCAACACAUUAACUGAGGAGAAGCAGCUGCUUAAAGACAUAAAGAACCUUGAGGGGACAAGAGAAAGGGUUAUUGCCAAUGCGGCUAUGAAGGCGAAGCUUCAGGAUUCACUGGGCCCAAAGGAAGCAAUCCAAGACCAGGUUAAAGUAAGGGCACUUAUUUCUUCCGGAGAAGCCAACUGUAGAUUAAAAUAAAAUGUGUGAUUAUCGAUUCAUUUUCUUAUUCAUUGACUUGAUAUGUGUCAAAUGAAAUACAGAUAAGUGUUUGCCUGCUCUCUUUUCAAAUGAUUUCAUUCAAUCUUGUACUACUUUUGCAGCUGAUAGGAGUUGAUUUGGAUGGAGUGAGAAAGGAAAAACAGGCAAUAAGAUCAAGGAUAAAGAGUUUGGAGGAUGAACUGAAAGCCAUAGAUGAGGACAUAGCUUCCUUGCAGGAGGAAUUGGCUGAGGCUACCCAGAAAAAGGACAAGUCGUACGAAACAUUCAAUGAACUGAAGAAAACUCGCAGCGAAGGGGUAUGACACUCUUUGUUCAUAUUUUUCUUUUGGGUUAAUCAUAUGUACCACGUCAUCACAUGACUAUCUUCAUUUAUGUCUCUCUAAUCGUAGAAUUCCGGAUAUAUAUUCUAUUUGAUUUUUAGACAUUAUCUCUGUGACACCUCAGGCCUAAGUGUUGUUGAACACAAUGGGGAGGCAAAUAUUAUCGUCCUUUUUUGUGCUUCCUGACAUGCAUCUUCAUCUUUGAGCUUUUAUUAUGCUUUCUUUGAAACUCGAUAGUCAUCCUGUGGUUCUCACGUAGAUGCAACAGAGAGAUAUUUUUCAAAUCUCUGAUGGAUACCAUCCCGGGGCAUGUACUUCUCUCAGAUCCGUUCUUGGGUUUGCAUGUUGUCCUAUUUGAUACCCAUUGAUCUAUGAGGCUUUUCUCGGAUUUCAGUUGAAAGCGUCUCAACCUUGCCAAUUAGAUUCCCAUAUACUUUAAGUGAUUCUGCCAAACAUCAAGGAUAUCAUUGACUAAAUUUUCAAGAGGAAUGAUCACAGAAAAUGUUCUUAAAUAUGAGAAAAAGAAUAUGAUGAAUAAUAUGAUACUUGGACUAGAUUUAAUGUUAUGAUGCUCAAGUUGCGGGGCAACUCUCUGCUUCAUAGUUCAUUGACUGAAACUAUUGUGACUUGAGUACACCUGUGUCUCUUCUUUUUAUAAUGCAUAUUCUACGAGAAACUAAAGGGCUUGAUCUGCUUCAGUCCACAUUGACUGACGAAGUCCCGGCUUAAGCUAUGAAGAUUUCUUAUGCUUAUAAUGCGUUCUAAUGCCAAGAUUGAAUUGGGUUAGUUUGGUAACAUUUUUACAUGAACACUUGAGCGAAGUUACCUGUGUCUCUUCCUUUCAGAAUGAAUUCUAUCACCGGGAUCAAAUUGGGUAAGUCGGAUACAUUACAUGACAUUUGAGUGAAGUUAUCAUUAUCUCUUAUUUUCAGAAUGCAUUCUUCUACUCUAGGUAGGAGUGAGUUCGUCUGGUACUUCCACUACGACCUGUGACUGAAGUUACCCAUAUCUCUUCUUUUCAGAAUGCAUUCUACUACCUGUACCGCUCACUCCUAAACAAUGCUAGAGAUCUCGCGGCAAAGAAAGAUGUAGCAGCGCUGGAAGAACUCAGCAACAGUGAGGUCAGCCUCCCCAUCUCCCACAUCCCCUUGGACCCACCCACCACCCCAUAUAGAAAGCUCAAACUCUUCUUAUUUGUUGGCCCACCUUCUGUUCAGGUCGGUAAAUUCAUCUCUCAAUGGAGCAGAGACAAAGCCUUCAGAGAAGACUAUGAGAAGAGGAUCUUGCUGUCCCUCGACAAGAGACAGCUGAGCCGGGAUGGCAGGAUGAGGAACCCUGAUGAGAAACCCAUUCUUGCAGAGGUUGCAGCUCCCCCGGAGAAGGCUGAAACCCAACAGCCUUUGGCAGAAAGCAGGAAGGGGGAUGUUGAUGCAAAACAGCUGAAGGCAUUGGAGCCUGCUGCUCCAUCCCCACAGAUACCUUCUCAGAAGGCUCUAAAGGAAGAAGGGGAGAAAUUGGCCAGGUCAGGAGCAAAGGACAAGGGUGGCAUAGGAGACGAUGCAGAGACCUUCACCUUGCCAGAGAAAUCUCCAGCGGCCUUGGCAGCGGUGGCAAUAGACAGCAAGAAACUGAAGGAGAUGAAGAGGGAGGAAGAGAUAGCCAAGGCUAAGCAGGCUUUGGAGAGGAAGAAGAAGCAGGCCGAGAAGGCCGCCACGAAGGCAGCUAUACGAGCCCAGAAAGAGGCCGAGAAGAAGCAGAAGGCAAGAUCUAGACUUCGAUCUCCAUGUACCCUGUUCGUCACACUUGUUUCUAAACCAUCUAGGUUUUGGAUUUUUCCAGGAGAGAGAGAAGAAGGCGAAGAAGAAGGCUGGGACGCUGGCAUCUGAGACCACUGAGGAGCAGUCUGAGGCAGAUCUGAAGGCAGAGGAGCAGGAAUCUGAUGAAGCCAAGGAGGCCCUGGUCCCAUCAAAGGCUAGAGAGUUGAAGGAUAAACCCAGGGUCCGAGGCCGCCCACGGGGCCUGGACGGCCGCCCUAAGAUCACCAUCCCCAGGAAGAAGAAGGCCCACCCAUACUGGCAGUGGGCAGCGCUUGCGCUCGCCGCCAUCUUUGUGCUGGUGGCCCUGGGCUUCUACUACUACUCCCUUGGAAGGAACUGA